This is a messenger RNA of Homo sapiens (human), 785 nucleotides long. RefSeq names its product agouti signaling protein (gene ASIP). Gene Ontology annotation, molecular function: type 3 melanocortin receptor binding; melanocortin receptor binding; type 4 melanocortin receptor binding. The coding region runs from base 210 to 608 and encodes 132 amino acids. Lineage: Eukaryota; Metazoa; Chordata; Mammalia; Primates; Hominidae. The transcript has 4 exons. Gene Ontology annotation, biological process: positive regulation of melanin biosynthetic process; negative regulation of adenylate cyclase-activating G protein-coupled receptor signaling pathway; melanin biosynthetic process. The record is from RefSeq and is marked reviewed. Gene Ontology annotation, cellular component: extracellular region.
GCAUUUCGACUCAGCCCGCUGAACGCCUGGAAGAAAUUUUGCAGACCCACCAGAGAUCCCCAGAUUCCACUUGUAAAACCAUUGAUCUAAAAACUACGUCUUGACUUCAGAACACUUCUUUUGAUCUGGAAUUAUCUAUUAUUGACCACAGAGAGCAGCCACUGACGAUUUCCUGGAACAGGGCCCUGUAUAGAGAGAGGCCUCCUGGGAUGGAUGUCACCCGCUUACUCCUGGCCACCCUGCUGGUCUUCCUCUGCUUCUUCACUGCCAACAGCCACCUGCCACCUGAGGAGAAGCUCCGAGAUGACAGGAGCCUGAGAAGCAACUCCUCUGUGAACCUACUGGAUGUCCCUUCUGUCUCUAUUGUGGCGCUGAACAAGAAAUCCAAACAGAUCGGCAGAAAAGCAGCAGAAAAGAAAAGAUCUUCUAAGAAGGAGGCUUCGAUGAAGAAAGUGGUGCGGCCCCGGACCCCCCUAUCUGCGCCCUGCGUGGCCACCCGCAACAGCUGCAAGCCGCCGGCACCCGCCUGCUGCGACCCGUGCGCCUCCUGCCAGUGCCGCUUCUUCCGCAGCGCCUGCUCCUGCCGCGUGCUCAGCCUCAACUGCUGAGCGCCCCCACUCCCGGCCGCGAGCAGGCAGGGCUUCGGGGACGCGGGGCGCUUCUCGGGCGGGUGAUCCCUAACAGGGCGGCUUCCCAGGGCUGCAGGCGGGCGGAGGUUCCAGGAGAUGGGACUUCAGGGAGACCUGGCUUGGGCUAAAAUCGAAAUACAAUAUAUAUAGGCUGCU